Messenger RNA from Cooperia oncophora, 447 nucleotides. The record is from the annotation of a GenBank genome assembly. NCBI's taxonomy places the organism in Eukaryota, Metazoa, Nematoda, Chromadorea, Rhabditida, Trichostrongylidae.
AUGGUGCAGGCGGAGCCGGAUGGAUGGAACUACUUAUUCUAUACUCUGGAAUGUAUCCUUGACGUGAUUUUUCUACCAAUUGUAUCGUUACUUUUCUACAUAUGCGUCACCCAGAAGAAUCUACACGCUAACUUCAGAGUCACACUAAUCCUCAUCGCAUUUGGUCAUUUGGCUACAGAUCUAGCUUAUUUGUCUCUUGUUGUGGCCCGUAUGUGUUGCAUCGGCCUACGAAAUCCUCCCAUUGUGAAUUACCUACUUUCCUGGAAAUUCAACGCUAUGAACAUUCACACGUUCGCAUGGAUAGUUCUGAUCACUGAAAGGACGAUCGCAACAGUGUUCGUUGGAGUUUAUGAAACAGAAUUCAACUGGAGAUUCACUCCAGUUGCAAUAUGUGGAGUGGUGGUGAGCAGAUUUUCCAGGAGUGAUUCCAAAUAUAGUUCAGUUUAG